AACAGAAGAAGAAGAGCAGAGUGUGCAUACUAUCCACCCUAAAUAGUAUUGAAUAUUACUAAUGUCAUACAUUAUUUAGAAUGCACAUUGAGACGCAGGCCAGGACUUUUAUUUUGUCUUCCAGUAUGACGUCAUACGGCUGCGCGCGCGAUCCUGCAUAUGUUAUGAUUUCGGGUGAAGAAAGGACAAACACACAGAAAAACUCCUGGUGAAGCGACUGAGAUCCACGUGACACUAUUAUAAAGAUGGCGGUUAUUAAACAGGAAAGUGAAGACAUCAAGAUUGAAGAAGUGUUCAGUCUGAAACAAGAAGAUACUGAGGAACAAAUAGACCUGAUGGCACUGAAAGAGGAGACUGGAGAAAAAUCUUCUCAGUUGCUCACAGACUGAAAAGACUUCCUCACAAAAAAGAGCUCAAAAGACUGGGUCUAGGAGUCACUUCAACUGCCAACAGUGUGGAAAGAGUUUCAAUAAAAAAGGAAACCUUAACGUCCACAUAAGAGUUCACACUGGAGAGAAGCCUUACACCUGCCAACAGUGUGGAAAGAGUUUCAAUAGGAAAGGAAGCUUUAACAGGCACAUGAAAAUACACACUGGACAGAAGCCUUACAAUUGCCCUCAGUGUGGAAAGAGUUUCAGUCAAAAAGGACACUUUAAUAUCCACUUGAAAACUCACUCUAGAAAAAAAUCGUCGAGUUGUGCACAGACUGAAAAUACUUCCUCACAAAAAGGAGCUCAAAAGACUGGGUCUAGGAGUCACUUCACCUGCCAACAGUGUGGAAAGAGUUUCAGUAAAAAAGGAAACCUUAACGACCACAUAAGAGUUCACACUGGAGAGAAGCCUCACACCUGCCGACAGUGUGGAAAGAGUUUCAGUAGGAGAGGAAGCUUUAACACGCACAUAAAAAUUCACGCCAAACAGAAGCCUUACACAUGCCCUCAGUGUGGAAAGAGUUUCCGUCAAAAAGAACACCUUAAAAUCCACUUCAGAAUUCACUCUGGAGAGAAACCCUACUCCUGCAAACAAUGUGGAAAAAGUUUUAUCCAAAGAGUACUCCUUCAAGGGCACUUGAGAACUCACACUGGAGAGAAGCCUUAUACACACCCUCAGCGUGGAAAGGCUAUUGUUCAAGACGGGAAAUUAAAAGUCCACAAGAGAGUUCACACUGGAGAGAGCCCUUUCAUCUGCCAGCAGUGUGGAAAAAGAUUUGCUCAAAGAACAAGCCUGAACAGGCACAUGAGAAUUCACACCGGAGAGAAGCCUUACAAGUGCACUCAGUGUGAAAAGAGUUUCAGUCAGAAAGGACACCUUAUACUCCACUUGAGAAUUCACACCGGAGAGAGACCCUAUAAGUGCGUUCAAUGUGGAAAGAGAUUCAGUCAAAUAGGACACUUUAAAUACCACAUGAGAAUUCACACUGGAGAAAAGCCCUUUAGCUGUAAACAGUGUGGAAAAAGUUUCAGCCAUCAAGGAACCCUUAACAGGCACAUGAGUGUCCACACUGGAGAGAAGCCUUACACCUGCCAACAGUGUGGAAAGAGUUUCAAUAGGAAAGCAAGCCUGAACAGGCACAUGAGAAUUCACACCGGAGAGAAGCCUUACAAGUGCACUCAGUGUGAAAAGAGUUUCAGUCAGAAAGGACACCUUAUACUCCACUUGAGAAUUCACACCGGAGAGAGACCCUAUAAGUGCGUUCAAUGUGGAAAGAGAUUCAGUCAAAUAGGACACUUUAAAUACCACAUGAGAAUUCAUACUGGAGAAAAGCCCUUUAGCUGUAAACAGUGUGGAAAAAGUUUCAGCCAUCAAGGAACCCUUAACAGGCACAUGAGUGUCCACACUGGAGAGAAGCCUUACACCUGCCAACAGUGUGGAAAGAGUUUCAAUAGGAAAGAAAGCUUUGACAGACACAUACAAAUUCACACCGAACAGAAGCCUUACAAUUGCCAACAGUGUGGAAAGAGUUUCAGUCAAAAGGAAUACCUUAAAGUCCACUUGAGAAUUCACUCUGGAGUGAAACCCUUUAGCUGCAAACAAUGUGGAAAAAGUUUCAUCCAUAAAGCAGCCCUUCACAGGCACAUGAGAGUCCACACUGGAGAGAAGCCAUUUAAAUGUUGUCACUGUGAAAAGACUUUCAGAAGUAAAGUAACCCUUAAGUACCACGUGAAGAUUCAUGUAUGAAAGAGCUCUUAUGUCAUCAGUGUGGAAUGAGUUUCACUGACAGAAUUCACCUUAUGAAUAAUGUAAUAACUCACUCCAGAAAGAAGGCUUUCAUGUGCCAUUAUUGUGGAAAAACUUGCAGAAAUAAAGGAACCUUGAGCUUCACAGAAGCA
Messenger RNA from Megalobrama amblycephala (Wuchang bream), 2330 nucleotides. Its product is annotated as gastrula zinc finger protein XlCGF57.1-like. Gene Ontology annotation, molecular function: RNA polymerase II cis-regulatory region sequence-specific DNA binding; DNA-binding transcription factor activity, RNA polymerase II-specific. Gene Ontology annotation, biological process: regulation of DNA-templated transcription. NCBI's taxonomy places the organism in Eukaryota, Metazoa, Chordata, Actinopteri, Cypriniformes, Xenocyprididae. The record is from RefSeq and is a predicted model, not a curated record. The transcript has 4 exons. The coding region runs from base 580 to 2178 and encodes 532 amino acids.